GACAGAUUAACUCCUCCCGUCCGGGUUGUAGAGGCUUGAGCUAACGAGCUAACCCCAGACACCCAGGAAGUGACAGCCUCGGAUCAAAACAGAAACAACGGAGGGGCGCAGCGCUUCCUUCUCCGAGCCCAGGUUCUGUGUGCCUCUGCCCGAGUCCAGCUCCUCAGCUGCAGAGUCCAGCUCCCCAGCUGCUCUUCCGUGGUCUUCACGAUGUCUUUCCCCUCCGACAGACGAGCAAUGAGCCCCUCGCUGUGUGCUGCCGUCGCUGUGCUGUGCGUUAGCAUCGUUAGCCUGGGGGAAUGCUACGAACCUACUAUGACACCCGCAACUCGUAAGUUGACGAAUACUUUGAUAACCUGCGCUGUCUACAAGAACUGUGACACCUGCGUGCCCCAUGCCAGGUGUCUUUGGUGCUUCUCCACCAACAACUGCACCGAAUACCCAGUGCGCUGGCUGCUGCCCCCAGCGUCACUGUGCCCGCUGGCCGAUGCCCGAUGGGGCAUGUGUUGGCUAAACUUUGAAGCCCUGAUUAUUACCAUGGCUGUGAUCGGGGGAAUCAUCCUGAUCGGCAUUAUGGUGUUCUGCUGCUGGUGCUGCCGCUGCUGCUGCUGCAAGAAGCGUGGGCCAAGGCCCGACAGAGAUGAGGAGCUACUUGCUAGGAGGCUAGAGGAGAACAAGCAACGCGCUGAAGAACGGAAAGUGAACAAGAAUGCGCGGCAUGAUGAGAUCCGCAAGAAGUAUGGUCUCCUGAGCGACUCGGACCACCCGUACAGCAAGUUCGAGAACGAGUAGAGCAGCUGUCCUGGUGGAGUUCCACAGGAAGCGCUCGGAGUCCGUCUUCGUUUAUAUCUUGGAGUGAUUCCCUUUUCUCACAAAAACCACACACACACAACAAGACAAAUACCGCUGAGUGCCGUCCAGAAUGAUUCAGUUCAGAUAAAAAUCAACAUUUUUAAUAAGAAACCUGGUGGAAGGAGAUUCUAGAUUUAAUUUUGAUUCUCAAUGAAAAUUGUGUUUGUGUCGGGCGGAUGUUGAAGCUUCUUUUUAAACCUGCAAAUUUCUUUUUGUGUUCUGAAAUUGUCACUUGUGGUAAUGUAGUUUUAUAUGGGCUUUUUCCUUUUAUAUAUGCAAUGUUGAUUUAUGAAAUACACAAUAAUGAUUGCACUAUAGGUGUGUUGUGACACAUGAAUAAAAUUCAGCUCUUUUAAGAAUAA
Molecule: messenger RNA, 1214 nt
Organism: Limanda limanda (common dab)
Lineage: Eukaryota; Metazoa; Chordata; Actinopteri; Pleuronectiformes; Pleuronectidae
Product: pituitary tumor-transforming gene 1 protein-interacting protein
Exons: 7
Coding region: 211-792 (193 amino acids)
Biological process (GO): protein import into nucleus
Cellular component (GO): cytoplasm; nucleus
Source: RefSeq, a predicted model, not a curated record